CUGAGAAGAGCCCGAGAACAAGAGAGGAGAGGACACAAGAAGAAGAGAUACCUGACAGAAAAGUGGAGCAAACAAGACAGAAAGUCAUCACCAGGAAAUUGGGAUACAGUAGAUUGAAGGAGAAUCCAGUUGAGAGCUGACCAAUAAAAGAACACUGAGGAGAGAGUGAUUUUCAGAGAGAAUUUCAACUUCUUACCUGUCUGUGUGGAAGCACCGUCUCCAGCAUGUUCCUCCUCCUCUCGCUGUGCAUGUGUGGUCUCCUGCUGCGAGGUGACGCACAGGACCGGGCUGCUCUGUGGAGAGGAAACGACCGAAGUGGACGAUGCCAGUACACCUUCACUGUGCCCAGCCCCGUCGAGGCCAGCUGCCCGCAGACCGGGGGCCCCGAGGUGGAGGGCCUGAAGGCUAGACUCAACCUGCUGGAGGUGCUGGUGUCCCGGCUGACUGGAGGGGAAACUGGGAGUCCCCAAGGAGCUGCAGCCAGAGCUCAGUCUGGGCUUCAGGAGGCGCUGACCAGAGUCACGGGUGAGAGGAACCUGCUGCAGGGGGAGAAGGAGCGUCUGGAGAAGGAGCUGGGGGGGCUUCAGCGCAGGAUGGAAGAGAUGAGGAGGGAGACAGAGAGGCUGAGGAACAGACCAUGUCCUCCACAGACCCCCGUGGUGCCACCAAGCUCCCCUCUGCAGGACAGUGGCCUGACGAGACCUGCUGGGGGUUCCAAUCCCAUAUCUCACCUCAUGACCAGGCCCAACAGGCAGGGAGACAGCAGCAGUUUGAGAGACUCAGCGUGGCAGUACGGAUCUCCAGGCUUCCAGGAGCUGAGGGCUGAGGUGACAGAGGUGCCCGCUCCUGAUGCAUCUGAGGACAACACAGGUUGUGGGGAGCUGGUUUCAGUCGCUGAGCCGGUCACUCACAGAAAGGCGGACAACAUUGCAGGUAAAUAUGGUGUUUGGAUGCAGGACCCCGAGGCCGUCUCUCCAUAUGGACCCAACAUGGUCUGGCGCAUUGACACCAUAGGCUCUGACGUCAGACAGCUGUUUGGGUAUGACGACAUGGAACAACUCUCUAAAGGCUUCCCAUCCAAGGUCCUGGUGCUGCCAGAGCUGGUGGAGAGCACCGGCGCCACUCUGUACCGAGGCUCUCUGUAUUACCAGAGGCGUCGCAGCCGCUCCAUUAUCCGCUUCGAUCUUGCUUCUGAGACCACCGCAGCCCGCCGUGACCUCCCCCACGCCGGCUUCCACGGCCAGUACCCCUACUCCUGGGGCGGCUACACGGACAUCGACCUGUCUGUGGAUGAGAACGGGCUCUGGGCCGUCUACUCCACCAGUAAAGCCAAAGGCGCCAUCGUGAUCUCACAGCUGGACCCACACAGUCUGGAGGUGAAGAGGAGCUGGGAGACCAACAUCAGGAAGAACUCUGUUGCCAACUCCUUCAUCAUCUGUGGCAAGCUGUACACCGUGGCCAGCUACACGGCGCCUGAUACCAUUAUCAACUACGUGUACGACACCGAAACCAGCCAGGGGAAGCCCAUCGCCAUCCCCUUCAGGAACAAGUAUCGCUACAACAGCAUGAUCGAUUAUAAUCUGGCUCAGAGGAAGCUGUUCGCCUGGGACAACUUUCACAUGGUGUCCUAUGACAUCAGGCUGGGGCGCCAGCAGGCCAACUGAGGCCGCCAUGAGUGACUGUUGAAAAGCACCAAGUGCUCACCUGUUCCUGCCCCAAAGACUCGAAGCAUUAGAGCAUAAAGUGUGUGGUAGUAGUAGUUACAAAGACAACAACGUGUAGAAAAAUCUAACUACCAAACUCCAAAGUGAAGACGUUUCAGGAACAGUGUCCCCUGCAGGUGUGCUUUUUAUUUUCUUCAGUGGGAGGGCUUCUGCUGUGGCACGGCCCACACGCAUGUUUUUAGAGGAAUUAUUUUUGUACCGCCUUUAACUCAGAUGUAUAAUUUUGUUGUUUUCUUGAUAAGCUAUAUAUAUAUAUAUUUGAGGACUGAAAGAUGAAUACAUUUUACAAGCUAAGUGGGAUAAUCAAUGCAUACAAUUUACAAACAAACUCCUGUGGUACUAAAAGCCUUGCAGUGUUUCACCAGUUAACAUCUUAUAUCAAAUAAACUGCUCUCUCACUCAGCAUGUAUUGAAAGUUGCAUGUACUUGUACACUGUAGUCAACACAAUGACAAUGUUCAAAAAUCAUUAAAUAAACUUAUUACUAAAUUAAA
Plectropomus leopardus (leopard coralgrouper) is the source of this 2217-nucleotide messenger RNA. RefSeq names its product myocilin (gene myoc). NCBI's taxonomy places the organism in Eukaryota, Metazoa, Chordata, Actinopteri, Perciformes, Serranidae. The record is from RefSeq and is a predicted model, not a curated record. Gene Ontology annotation, cellular component: Golgi apparatus. Gene Ontology annotation, biological process: signal transduction; osteoblast differentiation.